UAUAAAAAGGUUCGUAUCUUGCUCUGGGUAGAGACAUGUGCUGACGUACUAAUGCUGCGUUCUGGCUCCUCGGAAGAUUUCUAACUGUACUUAACCAUUGUUUACUGUUCCACGUACUGCUCACGUCACUAUCAUGAAACAAUCCGAGAAGAUAUGUCGUGGUUGUAAUGAGCUGAGCUGAUUGACUGGUCGAGGUUGGAAGGAUCCGUUUUAAGUUGGAUAAAUGUGUCAAAGGGGCGUUGCUGUACCAAAGGGAAAACGGAAAUUCCGACUUACCAGGAAAACAUGAACGCACCAUCAAACUGCCUGUUCUAGGCCGCCUUGACAACCGAACCACCCACCCUUCCCCUCCCUGUCUGCUAAACGGGUCGGCAACCUUAAACAAGCACACACCUUUUUUUUGUUCUCUUUUGAAACAUCGGCCAUCCCUUUAUUUGUUUUAAUUGAAUCGUGGUUUGUGUAGACCUUAUCAUGGCGGCGAGUGCGAAACGAAAGCAAGAAGAGAAACACUUGAAGAUGCUGAGGGAAAUGACGAGUUUGCCUGCCAACAGAAAGUGCUUUGACUGCGACCAGCGCGGUCCGACCUAUGCCAACAUGACGGUGGGCUCCUUCGUGUGUACCUCCUGCUCCGGCAUCCUACGAGGACUAAAUCCACCCAACAGAGUCAAGUCCAUCUCUAUGACAACCUUCACACAACAGGAAAUAGAGUUUCUUCAGAAACACGGUAAUGAGGUAUGCAGACAGAUCUGGCUUGGCCUUUAUGAUGGCAAAACCACCUCAGUGCCGGAUUUCAGAGAACCACAGAAAGUCAAAGAGUUUCUUCAAGACAAAUAUGAGAAAAAGAGAUGGUAUGUACCACCUGAGCAGGCUAAGGUCGUGGCAUCAGUCCAUGCUUCUAUCUCUGGCUCCUCAAACAGUAGCAACAGCAGUACUCCAGAGGUUAGACCUCUAAAAUCCCUCCUGGGGGACUCAGCCCCUACCCUGCACCUUAAUAAGAACACCCCACCUAAUCAGUCUCCAGUGACCAGCCGUGGACACACCCAUCAGCAGCAUGACAAGAAGUUUGACCUCCUCAGUGACCUAGGUGGCGACAUCUUUGCUGCCCCACCAAAAAUGAGCACAGGCGCCGGCUCGAGUUUUGCAAACUUUGCACAUUUCAACAGCCACACAAUGGCACAGAAUAGCAACACAAAUGCGGGCUUUGCAAAUUUUGAUGCAUUUGGGAGCAUUCCUGGGUCAAUGUGUGCGUUCCCCUCAGCACCCCAAGCCUCAUUCCAAGCCUCAAACACAGCAUUCACUGUGCUGUCAUCCAGCCGCAGUAUGUGUACGUUUGCAAGUGCUCUGCCUCUCCAGGCUCCAUACAGUAGUGCUUCAGGGGGACUAGCCAAUGCCAGUUUUGCAAAUUUUGACAGCUUCCCCAAAUCAUGUAGUGCCGACUUUGGAUCCUUCAGUUCGUUCACCCAGAGUAACUUCACAGGAGCAGGCGGGGACGCGGUUCAGAGUACUAGAGUCCCUGCCGAUAGAUAUGCAGCCCUCGCUGACCUGGAUAACAUGUGUAGCUCUGGCAAAACAGAGCAAGACACUGCUAUUCCUGGUGGGGCAAGCUCAACUGCUGGGAUGCCUCAGAGUCAGCGAGCACCUGCACCUGGAGGAGGGGACCGCUAUGCUGCUUUCGCUGAGCUUGAUACAGUUUUUGGCCCUUCUGCCCCCUCUAGUGUUUACAAUAACAACAGCAGCAGCGCACAAGGGGCUGCAUUUAGCUCAGAGACUGGAGUACCCCCAGCCCACGCACAGCAGGUCCUACCUGGUAUGGCUCAAGGUUUUGGGGCCCAGUCAAGUAAUCCUUUUGUAGCUGCUGGUGUCACCCCAGCAGCAGCACCAGCCAACCCAUUCCAGAACAACAGAGUCGCAAGUGUGGCCGCUGCAGCCACAUUUGGCACAGCUUCCCUGAGCAUGCCUGCUGGAUUUGGCAACGCUGCAGCCUACAACCUCCCCACCAGUUUUAGUGGAACCUUUCAGCAGCCUUUUCCUGGCCAGGUGCCCUUCCCACAACCUCCACCGUAUCCCCAGCAACCCAACGGUGCAGGAUUUUCAGUUUUUGCCCAGGGCAAGCCAGUGGUGACUCCUUUUGGGCAGGCGAUGGCUGCACCAAUGAUGUCCAGCAACCCUUUUCUGGGUGCAGGUCCAACUGCGCAGUAUCCAACAGGAGGUUCUUCAACAAAUCCCUUCUUAUAGCGUCCCAUCCAAUCAGCUCCUCUUACAUGUCGACUGCUGACGCUUGCACCUAUUUCACUGUUUUGUUUCACAGGUAGCUUUAAAACACAAUGUUUGCAUGGAAGGUUGGCAAAGAUUGCCCAGUAUGAGAUGUGACAGUCAUGACACUGUGUUUGCUAACAGUGAGUGCAGAGGGAGAGGUUGAUCCCCUCCUCUCUAUUUAACCUGUGAAUGGGCCUGGCCUCUUCCAGACCGCAAUGGAUCAUCAAACUGGCUGAAAAACUUAUUGCAAGCAUUCUAGUCAAUCUCCAUGCUGAAACUAUGAAUAUUUUGUCUUUCAGGAAAUCCGCUUUUUGUGCAUAUCAGUAUUUGUAUUGAACACAAGAUUGUUGAUGAUGUUCUAACUGCACCGUUGCUUGGAGAAGCCAAGGGGUACUGCCAGUUGCUGUAUUUGUAUAAGAACCAAAUUGUUUAUUUGUGCUGAAUACCUUCAGUUAAACCAGAGAUGUAAUGCAUGUUCUCUUGGCAAGAAAUGUAAGCGAGAAUGAAUUAAUGCCGCGUUACGUGCUGGGGACUUUCUGCCAGGCUCCGCCCUUUCACAGUGUCCUCUAUAUCCGUGUCGAGAUGGCUCAUGAACUGACAACCACUUUACAUAGGGAAAAGAGACAAUUUUAAAUUAAUUUGUAUAUACAUAAAGUAUAUAUAUAUAUAUUCAAAUGAAUUUUAAGAAUUGACCAAACCAGUCAUUUAUAUUGAUGUAUGACUGUAUUGUAUAUUUGUGCUGUUUAUAUAAAUAUAUAAAAAGGGUUACUUUUUUUAUGGCGCUGCAGUGAGUCAUUACUUUUUAUCUUGACUUGGAGGUUCUAAUGCAUGGUAACAAUAAAAAAAAAAAUACAAGGGGUAAAUGCAAAAUGAAGAAAUGUGAGUGAGACGAAAUUUAUUGCAAACAGCCAACAAAGUGAACUCAGCUGUUCAUCAGCUGAUCAAAAGUUUAAGAGCCAAAAUCUCUGCAAACGUGGAUUCAGUGUCAUUUCAGGUAUUAACACCGUCAUGAUCUCUUGAUGGCAAAGGCAAAAAAGUGUUCUCUCUUGGGACGCAGUCGGAUGGUUGAGUUGCAUAAGCAAGGCCUGUCGCAGCGUGCCAUUGCUGCUGAGGUUGGAUGUAGUAAGACCGUCAUUUUGAACCUCUUCAAAGAUCCUGAGGGUUAUGGAAGUAACAGUGAAGUGGUGGACCCAAGAAAAUGUCACCAGCCCUGAGCUGGAGGGUGCGGCUGGCCGUCCGUCAAGACACGAGACCAUCCUCGGCCCAGAUGAAGGUUGUUACUGGUGCUGAGUGCAGUCCAAAAACCAUUUGGAACCCGUUUAGAAUUUGCUUGAGAGCACUAAACAUUGGGCAUUGAAAGGUGGAAGAAAGUCCUGAUGGCUUCCAACGUUACUGGCAUGACGAGGCGAUCUCACCUGAGCUGUUUUCCAUAUGGCACAAUGGUGUCCUUUUUUCUUCAAUGGAACAAUGACGCUUCAUGUUGUGCAGGGGCGUCAAAUGGUCGUUCACCCAGUAAUAGGGAACAUGAGCUGGGUUUAGACUGUUCUGAGACAGGUUAGUUUUACCCUACUGAUGUAUUGUUGCAAUAGUAAUCCUGUUGAAGGGGGCACCCUUCAUGACUGAAGGGCCUCGUCCGUGCGGUAAUGACUGGGUCUUUCAACAAGACAAUGCUGCAGUUCACAAUGCCCACCUGAAAUGACUUUUUCCAGGAAAUAAUGGAAUAAUGUCACUUUUUUUGACCAUCCUGCGAGUUCACCUGAUCUAAAUCCAUUUGAGAACAUUUGGGGGUGGAUGGCAAGGGAAAUUUACAAACAUGGACAGAAGUUACAGACGGUGGAUGUCCCCCAUGAAACCAUUUUCACCACCUGGAGCAACAUUCGUACCAGCCCCCAGGAAACACUGGCAUCAAGCAUGCCCAAACCCAUUUUUGAGAUGAUUAACAAGAAUGCUGCAGCUAUUCAUCACUAAGUCCAUCACAGUCUAUCUAGCCGUGUAUAAACAAAACAUGGAAAGUGGGUUGAUACUUUACAGAUCAUUUGGUGGCCUAUUCGUAAUUGUUCAUAUGCUUGUUCUUGUUUCCUAGUCUGUACAUACAGAUUGGAUUGGUGUCCUAUUACAUUGUUUUGAACACGCCACUAGCUGCGUCACUAUGCCAGAGAAAUAGCUCUUUGUGUUAGCAGCUACAAUAACAAUGUUGAAAUUAACAUUGUUGGCGUUUUUUGAGUUUUUUUUUUUUUUUUCCUCAGGGCUAUAUAGUCCAAAUACUUGUAGGUGUGUCUAGUUAGACAGAGAAAGACGUGUGGUCAUGUUUCACAUAAAGAUUGUGGAUGAUGGGCAAAACUCCCAAAAAACUUUCCCAAAAAGGUUUUCCUUGAGACUUUUGAUCAGCUGAUGAAAAGUUUUGCGAUUUGCAAUAAAUUGCUUAUUGAAAAACUUUUUGGUCUCACGUUUCUUCUUUUUGCAUUUUGAAGCUCUACUUAGAACCGACUUAAGAUCCAACAAAUGGAAAUUCUUGCACGUUUUCAACUGGCCUUAAAAUUUAGUUCAGGAGUGUAUUUCAGGUUAGGUGAGGCUAGGUUCUGGAUUCAGUUCAGUUUCAUUUUUGUCCAGGGGCUUCAAUUCUUUGUUGCCGCUUCGUGUUCUCCACCACAGGGCAUGCAGAGCAAAAACGACAGCAAUGGCUGUGAAGUAGCUGGAAUAUAUGGUGAACUGCCAAAGUAAAAGCAAAUACAUUCAGCAAUGCUGUGAAUACGUCAACAUGCGGCAUUUGCUGGCUCACCUGAAGAACAACGUCCAGCGCCAGUCCUUCACUGUCAACCACAAUAGCAGUCAUGAUGGUCUGUAGAGUCAAUGCAGCAAAAGUAUUGGCUCCAA
Dunckerocampus dactyliophorus (ringed pipefish) is the source of this 5130-nucleotide messenger RNA. It is a transcript of the gene agfg1a, whose product is annotated as ArfGAP with FG repeats 1a. Gene Ontology annotation, molecular function: GTPase activator activity. The transcript is spliced from 14 exons. The record is from RefSeq and is a predicted model, not a curated record. Bases 472 to 2235 code for a protein of 587 amino acids. Lineage: Eukaryota; Metazoa; Chordata; Actinopteri; Syngnathiformes; Syngnathidae.